Messenger RNA from Crotalus tigris (Tiger rattlesnake), 2714 nucleotides. It is a transcript of the gene KIF9, whose product is annotated as kinesin family member 9. The record is from RefSeq and is a predicted model, not a curated record. The transcript has 21 exons. Gene Ontology annotation, biological process: microtubule-based movement. The coding region runs from base 95 to 2575 and encodes 826 amino acids. NCBI's taxonomy places the organism in Eukaryota, Metazoa, Chordata, Lepidosauria, Squamata, Viperidae. Gene Ontology annotation, molecular function: ATP binding; microtubule binding; microtubule motor activity.
AGCCGGAGCCGAGGCGGCCUUUUUCCCGAGAGGAUGGCGGCGGGCCUCCCUCGGCCGUCGCCUGGGAGCGGGCCCCGCUAGGUCGCAAGGGCGGAUGGCGGCUCCCGACAGGAAGGCCUCGAGCCAGGAAUUCAUGGCAACGUGCCUCAAUCCGAAGAAAGUAAAGGCGUUCGCCCGGGUCAAGCCCACGGCCGACUUCCCUCAAGAUGUCCUCAGAUUUGGGGCCGACAACAAGACCAUCGAGGUUCACAUCGAGCGGGAUCGUUCUAAAGGCAUCAUCAACAACAAGCAGAUGGACUGGACUUUUAAGCUGGACGGCGUCUUCCACAACGCGCCCCAGGACGUGGUUUACGACGCGGUCGCCAAAGAGCUCGUCUCGCAGGCCCUGAACGGCUACAACGGGACCAUCAUGUGUUACGGGCAGACCGGAGCCGGUAAGACCUUCACCAUGACGGGAACCACCGGGAACUUCAAGCACAGGGGGAUCAUCCCUCGAGCUAUCCAGCAGGUGUUCAAGUCCAUGGAGGAGCACAGCAGCCGGCUUAUCACCGUCCGGAUUUCCUACCUGGAGAUUCACAAUGAGACCAUUGUGGACCUCCUCCCUCUCGGCUCGGACGGCGACCUCCCCCUGUCCAUAGUGGAGAGUCCCCAGGGCGUCUCCGUCAAAGGCCUCUCCAUCCACCCUGCUCCCAACGAAGAAAUUGCCUUAAAUUUCCUGUUUGAGGGUGACACCAACAGAUCUGUGGGCCAACAUGCUCUGAAUAAGCAUUCUUCCAGGUCGCACUGCAUCUUCACCAUCUACAUCGAGUGCCACUCGAGAAUGCUUUCCAAUGCCAGAUACGUCAUCUCUAAGAUUAACCUGGUUGAUCUCGCGGGCUCUGAGAGGCUGUCAAAGAGCAAGUCGGAAGGUUUUGGACUGAAGGAAGCAACUUACAUCAACAAGUCGCUGUCGUUCUUGGAGCAGGUGGUCAUCGCCUUGUCGGACUGUAGCCGGGAUCACGUCCCCUUUCGGCAGAGCAAGCUGACUUACACCUUGAAGGAUUCCUUAGGUGGGGACUUAGGUGGGAACUGCAACACUGUCCUUGUGGCUAACAUCUGCAGUGAGUCCAUUCACAUCGUGGAAACGCUGUCCACACUUCGCUUUGCCACCAGGAUGAAGUGGGUGACUACCGUGCCGUUUGUCAACGAAAAAAUUGACUCGGAGCGGAUGGUGAAGAACUUGGAGAAAGAGGUCCUAUACCUGAAGGAAGAGUUGGCGAUGCACAACAGUUUGCUCAAUCGCCCGCCGGUGACCUACGAGCCCAUGAACGAGAUUCAGAUCGCGGAAAUCAACUCUCAAGUCCGUCGGUUUCUGGAGGGUACCAUUGAUGAGCUUGACAUCACGAGCAUCCGUCAAAUCCAAGAGGUUUUUAACCAGUUCAAAAUCAUCUUAAGCCAACAAGAUCAGGAAGUGGAAGCCAGAUUGCGGAGCAAGUACGCCCUUAUAGACAAGACCGACUUUGCGACGCUCUCGGCCGUCCAGAAGGCAGGAAUAGUGGACGCUGAGGGGCAUCUGGUGGGAGAAAUGGACGGGCAAGGGUUCGGCAUCGGCACGGCCCCCUUCUCCUCCAAGCCUGGCAAGAAAAUGAAAGCCAAGAAAGGGAAAGAACAGACAAGCCCCACAGCUCGCAAGGAGGGCCUGGGGAGCCCGCUUUCCGGGAAGGACCUGGAGACCCUCUCGGGGUCUCGCAGCCAAGUGGUGGCCACCACCAGAGAGCUGGAAGGAAAAGACGCCUUGCUCCGCGACCAGGAGGCCUCCAGCCUUGACACGCAUCGCUCUGAGUCGGCGCCAAGAGACGAUAGCAGCAUCAGACCCAGCUCCCCGCCGGCCAGGAUGUCGGCCUUUGAAGACUUCAAGAGCGAGCGCGGCAGCGAGAUCAACCGCAUCUUCAAGGAGAACAAGACCAUCUUGAACGACCGCAGGAGAAGGCUGGGCGAGGUCGUCCAGAGGAUCAACCUGGUCAAGCAGGAGAUGGACACCACCCGCCAGGCCCUCGAGAUCCAGAAACUGGAGCGGGAGCACCAGGGCGAGUACCUGAACGAGGAAGGGCAGAUCAUCAUUGACGAAGAGGAGUUCCUCCUCAUGGUGAAGCUGAAGGACCUCAAGAAGCAGUACCGGGACAACUACGACCAGCUGCAAGAUCUCCGCUCUGAGGUCCAGUACUGCCAAAACCUGGUGGAUCAGUGUCGCAAUCGGCUACUCACAGAGUUUGACAUCUGGUACAACGAAUCCUUCCUGAUUCCGGAAGAGGUGAAGCAAGCCCUGCGGCCCGGAGGGUCCAUCCGGCUUGGCAUGAUUCCCAUGAACAGGGUCCUGACUCUGGAUGAAGACGAGCAAGAGAGAUUUGACCGGAUGCAACAGGAAGUGCUGCCUUUCUGCCCGGCUUCCGUUUCCUUCUAUAACGCCAAAGCGAAGGUGGACCGCAAGCACAAGUAUUCUCGGGCCAUGACCGCCUUCGAGCAAAUGAGGAAGAAGCCGGGAUCCGUUCAAGCCGCGGUGAAGAACAAGCCUCCAUCCCUCCUGGACAUUGUGUAGCCGAAACGAGAACCAUGCCGGCCUCGUUCCUUACAAGAAGAGAGUAAAACACUCAACGGCUGUGCAAGUCACAACUUUAUUUUUAUUUUUUUGCCUGUAAAUGUUCAGAAUUAGCCGUAUAAUAAAUCUUUUGAGGAUU